This is a messenger RNA of Monodelphis domestica (gray short-tailed opossum), 10862 nucleotides long. Its product is annotated as notch receptor 2. The record is from RefSeq and is a predicted model, not a curated record. Lineage: Eukaryota; Metazoa; Chordata; Mammalia; Didelphimorphia; Didelphidae. Gene Ontology annotation, biological process: Notch signaling pathway; multicellular organism development; establishment or maintenance of epithelial cell apical/basal polarity. Gene Ontology annotation, molecular function: calcium ion binding; signaling receptor activity; protein binding. Gene Ontology annotation, cellular component: cell surface; signaling receptor complex; plasma membrane.
CCGGGGCGGAAGGACACACGAGGCGCAGAGAAGCAGAAACUUUCUGCCAAAACUCCGGGCGUCGGCGGCUUCUGGGACUGGUGCUUGGGCUGCACGACUCCGGAGCGCGGGGCCGUUUAGGCACUGCGCUAAACCGGCCUGGGGCCUCUUGUGGAGGCUCCUAGCGCUGCGCUGCAGUCCCAGAGUGGGGGGGAUCCUCGGCAGGGACCCCCCCGCCCCAUGUGGAUCAGCUCGGGCGGUGGAGGAGGAGGAGGAGAAGAAGGAGGAGGCGACCGAGAAGAUGCCCGCCCUGCGCCCUGUCCCGCUCUGCCUGUUGCUGGGUCUCUGGCUGUGCCAAGGCGCGCCCACCCUAGCAAUACAGUGUCUCGAUGCUUUUAAGCCCUGCGUAAAUGAAGGAAAAUGUGUUACCUACCACAAUGGCACAGAAUACUGCAAGUGUCCAGAGGGCUUCCUAGGAGAGUAUUGCCAGCUGCAGGAUCCCUGCGAGAGGACCAGAUGCCAGAACGGAGGAACCUGUGUGCCUCUGGCCAUGCAGGGGAAGGCCACGUGCCGCUGUGCGCCAGGCUUCACGGGUGAGGACUGCCAGUACUCCACCUCCCACCUGUGCUUUGUCUCUCGCCCCUGCCAUCAUGGAGGCACUUGUAUCACGCGUAGCCAAGACACCUACGAAUGCAUCUGCCCAUCAGGCCGUACAGGAAAGCAAUGCCAGUGGAUCGAUGCCUGCUUAUCUCAGCCAUGUGCCAAUGGAAGCACCUGUACCACCAUGGCCAACCAGUUCUCCUGUAGCUGCCCAGCAGGCUACACAGGACAGAAGUGUGACACUGACCUGAAUGAAUGUGACCUGCCUGGGCGCUGCCAGCAUGGCGGCACAUGCCUCAAUCUGCCAGGCUCUUACCAGUGUCAGUGUCCACAGGGUUUCACUGGGCAGCACUGUGACAGUCCCUAUGUGCCGUGCGCUCCCUCGCCAUGCGUGAAUGGAGGGACUUGCCGUCAGACUGGUGACUUUACCUUUGAAUGCAACUGCCUGCCAGGUUUCGAAGGGAACACUUGUGAGCGGAAUAUUGAUGACUGUCCAAACCACAAUUGUCAGAAUGGAGGCGUUUGUGUGGAUGGGGUCAAUACUUACAACUGUCGCUGCCCCCCACAGUGGACAGGUCAAUUUUGUACAGAGGAUGUGGACGAGUGCCAGCUGCAGCCCAAUGCUUGCCAAAAUGGUGGCACCUGCACCAACCACAAUGGGGGCUAUGGGUGUGUCUGUGUCAAUGGCUGGAGUGGCGAUGACUGCAGUGAGAAUAUCGAUGACUGUGCCUUUGCUGCCUGCACUCCAGGCUCUACCUGCAUUGACCGGGUGGCCUCCUUCUCCUGCACAUGCCCAGAAGGAAAGGCAGGUCUUCUGUGUCACUUGGAUGAUGCAUGCAUUAGCAACCCAUGCCAUAAAGGGGCGCUGUGUGACACCAACCCUCUGAAUGGGCAAUACAUCUGCACCUGCCCACAGGGCUACAAGGGGGCUGCCUGCACUGAUGAUGUGGAUGAAUGUGCCAUGGCCAAUAGUAAUCCGUGUGAACAUGCGGGAAAAUGUGUGAACACAGAAGGUGCCUUCCACUGUGAGUGCCUGAAGGGCUACUCAGGCCCCCGCUGUGAGAUGGACAUCAACGAGUGCCAUUCCGAUCCUUGCCAGAAUGAUGCCACCUGCUUGGACAAGAUUGGAGGGUUCACGUGCCUCUGCAUGCCAGGCUUCAAAGGUGUGCACUGUGAAUUGGAGAUCAAUGAGUGUCAGAGCAACCCUUGUGUGAACAACGGCAAGUGUGUAGACAAAGUCAACCGUUUCCAGUGUGUCUGUCCUCCUGGUUUCACUGGAUCUGUCUGCCAGAUUGACAUCGAUGACUGCUCCAGUACUCCAUGCCUAAAUGGUGCAAAAUGCAUUGACCAUCCCAAUGGAUAUGAAUGCCAGUGUGCUACAGGUUUCAACGGACUCCUGUGUGAGGAGAAUAUUGACAACUGUGACCCUGAUCCCUGUCACCAUGGCCAAUGCCAGGAUGGGAUCGAUUCCUACACCUGCAUCUGCAACGCCGGGUACAUGGGAGCCAUCUGCAGCGAGCAGAUCGACGAGUGCCUGAGCAGCCCUUGCUUGAACGAAGGACGAUGCAUUGACCUGGUGAACGGCUACCAGUGCAACUGCCAGCCUGGCACCUCAGGAGUGAAUUGUGAGAUUAAUUUUGAUGAUUGUGCAAGUAAUCCCUGUGCCCAGGGGAUCUGUAUAGAUGGGAUUAAUCGCUACAAUUGUGUCUGUUUACCAGGAUUUACAGGACAAAGAUGCAAUGUUGACAUUGAUGAGUGUGCCUCAAACCCAUGCCGCAAGGGCGCAACAUGCAUCAAUGAUGUGAAUGGUUUCCGUUGCAUCUGCCCAGAAGGACCUCAUGAUUCCAGUUGUUAUUCACAAGUGAAUGAAUGCCUCAGCAACCCCUGCAUCCAUGGGAACUGUACAGGUGUUGCCAAUGGGUACAAGUGCCUCUGUGAAGCAGGCUGGGUUGGCACCAAUUGUGAGGUGGACAAAAAUGAAUGUCUCUCCAACCCCUGCCAGAAUGGAGGAACCUGUGACAAUCUGGUGAAUGGAUACAGGUGUUCCUGCAAGCCAGGCUUUAAAGGUUACCAUUGCCAAGUCAACAUUGACGAAUGUGCUUCAAAUCCAUGCCUUAAUCAAGGCACGUGCACCGAUGACAUUAGUGGCUACACUUGCCAUUGUAUUCUUCCAUAUACAGGCAAGAAUUGUCAGACGGUGCUGGACCCUUGCAACCCCAAUCCAUGUGAAAAUGAUGCCAUUUGCCAGGAAUCUCAAAAUUUUGAGAGUUACACCUGCCUGUGUGCUCCUGGCUGGAAAGGGCCGCGGUGUAAUGAGGACAUUGAUGAGUGUGUCUCCAAGCCAUGCAUGAACCGGGGUCUCUGCCAUAACACGGAGGGUAGCUACCUGUGCAAGUGUCUCCCUGGCUUUACUGGUGUGGACUGUGAAGAAGACAUCGACGAUUGCCUAGCUAAUCCCUGCCAGAAUGGUGCUUCCUGUGUAGAUGGAGUAAACACCUUCUCCUGCCUUUGUUUGCCGGGGUUCAACGGUGAUAGGUGCCAGACAGACAUGAAUGAGUGUCUGAGUGAACCCUGCAAGAACGGAGGCACCUGCUCCGACUAUGUCAACAGUUACACCUGCAAAUGCCAGGCUGGAUUUGAUGGAACUCACUGUGAGAACAACAUUGAUGAAUGCACUGAGAGUUCUUGCUUCAAUGGCGGCACUUGUGUAGAUGGGAUCAACUCCUUCUCUUGUCUGUGCCCCGUGGGUUUCACUGGCCCUUUCUGCCUUCAUGAGAUCAACGAGUGCAACUCCCACCCAUGCCUGAAUGAGGGCACCUGCAUCGAUGGCCUGGGGACCUAUCGCUGCAACUGCCCAUUGGGCUACACAGGGAAAAACUGUCAGACCCUUGUAAACCUUUGUAGCCGGUCACCGUGUAAAAAUAAAGGCACCUGCACUCAGAGGAAAGCAGAGUCUCAGUGUUUGUGUCCAUCAGGAUGGACAGGUGCUUAUUGUGAUGUGCCCAAGGUCUCCUGUGAGGUGGCAGCUUCCCGUAGAGGAGUGCCUGUUAAUCGCCUGUGUGAACAUUCUGGGACUUGCAUUGAUGCUGGCAAUACUCACCAUUGCCAAUGCCCCCUGGGCUAUACGGGCAGCUAUUGUGAAGAGCAGCUGGAUGAAUGUGCCUCCAAUCCCUGCCAGCAUGGAGCCACUUGCAAAGACUAUGUUGGAGGAUAUAGAUGUGAGUGUAUACCAGGAUACCAAGGUGUCAACUGUGAAUACGAGGUAGAUGAAUGCCAAUACCAGCCAUGCCAGAAUGGAGGGACUUGCAUUGACCUGGUGAACCAUUUCAAGUGUUCCUGCCCACCGGGCACUCGAGGCCUGCGGUGUGAAGAAAACAUUGAUGACUGUGCCCCGGACGCGGGAGGCCCCCACUGCCUCAAUGGCGGGCAGUGUGUGGAUAAGAUCGGGGGCUACACCUGCCGUUGCCUUCCUGGCUUUGCUGGCGAGCGUUGUGAAGGGGACAUCAAUGAAUGCCUCUCCAACCCCUGCAGCUCUGAAGGCAGCUUGGACUGUAUCCAGCUCAUCAAUAACUACUCGUGCGUCUGCCGGAGCACCUUCACUGGCCGACACUGUGAGACCUUCCUGGACGUCUGUCCCCAGAUGCCGUGCCUGAACGGAGGUGUCUGUGCCGUUGCCAGCAACAUGCCCAAUGGCUUCAUCUGUCAUUGCCCUCCGGGCUUCUCGGGGGCGAGGUGCCAGAGCACGUGCGGACACAUGAAGUGUAAGAAGGGAGAGCAGUGCGUCCACACCACCCUGGGGCCCCGCUGCUUCUGCCCCCGGCCCGAGGACUGCGAGACGGGAUGCGCCAGCGGGCCGUGCCGGCACGGGGGCAGCUGCUCCCCUCAGAAGGAGCCCCCCUACUACGCCUGCCGCUGCCCCCCGUCCUUCUGGGGCAGCCACUGCGAGUUCUCCUCGGGGCCCACCCUGGGCCCCCCGCCCACCUGCCUGAGCCGGCACUGCGCCGACAAGGCCCGCGACGGGGUCUGCGACGAAGACUGCAACAGCCACGCGUGCCACUGGGACGGGGGCGACUGCUCGCUCACCAUGGAGGACCCCUGGGCCAACUGCUCCUCCCCGCUGCCCUGCUGGGACCGCAUCAACCACCAGUGCGACGAGCUGUGCAACACGGCCGAGUGCCUGUUCGACAACUUCGAGUGCCAGGGGAACAGUAAGACGUGCAAAUAUGACAAAUACUGCGCUGACCACUUCAAUGACAACCAUUGUGACCAGGGUUGUAACAGUGAGGAGUGUGCCUGGGAUGGGCUGGACUGCGCCACUGACCAGCCCGAGAACCUCGCCGAGGGCACCCUGGUCAUUGUGGUGCUGAUGCCUCCAGCGCAGCUGCUCCAGGAUGCCCGCAGCUUCCUGCGGUCUCUGGGCACUCUGCUCCACACCAACGUGCGCAUCAAACAAGAUGCUCAGGGGGCCCUCAUGGUGUUCCCCUACUAUGGCGAGAAGACGACAGUGGCAGGCAAAAAGCCAGGGCUGACCCGGAGAUCCCUCCCAGAGGAGCAUGAACAAGAAGUGGCAGGCUCCAAGGUAUUCCUAGAAAUUGACAACCGCCAGUGUGUCCAGGCUUCAGAACAAUGCUUCAAAAACACCGAUGCUGCUGCAGCUCUCCUGGCCUCUCAGGCCAUCCAAGGCACCCUGUCCUAUCCGCUUGUGUCCGUCUUGAGUGAGACUCCAGAUCCAAAGCCCACCCGGCUUCUCUACCUGCUGGCUGUGGCCAUCGUCAUCGUCCUCCUUAUAAUGCUCUUGGGAGUGAUCUUGGCAAAACGCAAGCGGAAGCAUGGCUCUCUCUGGCUACCAGAAGGAUUCAUCCUGCGGCGGGAUUCCAACAACCAUAAGCGCCGGGAGCCUGUUGGACAAGACGCGGUGGGACUGAAAAGCCUGUCGGUCCAAGUUCCAGAGGGUAACUUAAUUGACUCCAGCACCAAUGAACAUUGGGUAGAUGAUGGAGCACCCCAGCCAAAGAGAACCAAGGCGGAAGAUCAGGCUUUACUUUCAGAAGAAGAUGACCCAAUAGACAGACGGCAGUGGACACAACAACACCUUGAAGCUGCAGAUAUUCGGAGGACCCCAUCCUUAGCCCUCACCCCUCCUCAAGCUGAGCAAGAAGUGGAUGUGCUGGAUGUGAAUGUCAGAGGACCAGAUGGCUGUACGCCACUGAUGCUGGCAUCCCUCCGAGGAGGCAGCUCUGACUUGAGCGAGGAUGAUGAGGAAGCAGACGACUCUUCAGCUAACAUCAUUACAGACCUGGUUUAUCAGGGUGCCAGUCUUCAGGCUCAGACGGACCGGACAGGGGAGAUGGCUCUGCACUUGGCAGCUCGGUACUCCAGGGCGGAUGCUGCCAAACGCCUGCUUGAUGCGGGCGCCGAUGCCAAUGCCCAGGACAACAUGGGCCGGUGUCCCCUUCAUGCUGCUGUGGCAGCUGAUGCCCAAGGUGUCUUCCAGAUUUUGAUCCGUAACCGAGCGACAGACCUGGAUGCUCGAAUGCACGAUGGGACAACGCCUCUGAUCCUGGCUGCACGACUGGCUGUUGAAGGCAUGGUGGCUGAGCUGAUCAAUUGCCAAGCAGACGUCAAUGCAGUGGAUGACCAUGGGAAAUCUGCACUCCACUGGGCGGCUGCAGUCAACAACGUGGAGGCUACCUUGGUAUUGCUGAAAAACGGGGCCAACAGGGACAUGCAGGACAACAAGGAGGAGACGCCUCUGUUCCUCGCCGCUCGGGAAGGGAGCUACGAAGCGGCCAAGAUCCUGUUGGACCAUUUUGCCAACCGGGACAUCACAGACCACAUGGACCGGCUCCCCAGAGACGUGGCCCGGGACCGCAUGCACCACGACAUCGUGCGCCUCCUGAAUGAGUACAACGUGGCGCACAGCCCCCCCGGCACCGUGCUGACCUCGGCCCUGUCGCCCGUCAUCUGCGGCCCCAACAGGUCCUUCCUCAACCUGAAGCACACCCCCGGGGGCAAGAAGCCCCGGCGCCCCAACGCCAAGGGCGCCAUGCCCAGCAGCCUGCCCAACCUGGCCAAGGAGGCCAAAGAGGCCAAGGGCGGGCGCAGGAAGAAGUCUCUGAGCGACAAGGGCCAGCUGUCCGAGAGCUCGGUGACCCUGUCCCCCGUCGACUCCCUGGAGUCUCCUCACACUUACGUUUCCGACACCACGUCUUCUCCCAUGAUCACGUCGCCGGGGCUCCUGCAGGCGUCCCCCAGCCCGAUGCUGGCCGCCGCGGCGCCCGCGGCCCCGGUCCACGCCCAGCACGCCGUCUCCUUCUCCAGCCUGCAUGAGCUGCAGCCUCUGGGCCACGGGACCGCCACGGUCCUCCCCUCCGUCAGUCAGCUGCUGCCCCAUCACCACCUGGCCCAGGCAGGCAGCGGCGCGGGCUCGGCCAGGCUGCACCGCGUCGCCGUCCCGGCCGACUGGAUGAGUCGGAUGGAGAUGAACGAGACCCAGUACAAUGAGAUGUUCGGCAUGGUUCUGGCACCGGCCGAGAGCGCGCACUCAGUCCUGGCCCCCCAGAGCCGGCCGGGGCAGCCUGACGGGAAGCACAUAGCCCCCUCCCAAGAGCCCUUGCCCCCCAUCAUGACUUUCCAGCUGAUUCCCAAAGGCAGUAUCGCCCAGCCGGCUGGGGCCGCCCAGCCACAAGCCAGCUGCCCCCCAGCCGUGGCUGGCCCGCUGCCCGCCAUGUACCAGAUCCCCGAUAUGGCCCGUUUGCCCGGCGUGGCAUUUCCCGCGGGGAUGAUGCCCCAGCAGGAUGGGCAGGCAGCGCAGACUGUCCUCCCGUCCUACCACCCCUUCCCGAGUUCUGUGGGGAAGUACCCCACCCCCCCGUCACAGCACAGCUAUGCCUCCUCGACCGCCGCCGAGCGGACGCCCAGCCACAGCGGCCACCUCCAGGGCGAACACCCUUAUCUCACCCCGUCCCCAGAGUCUCCGGACCAGUGGUCCAGCUCCUCCCCUCACUCUGCCUCUGACUGGUCCGAUGUGACCACCAGCCCUACUCCCGGGGGGUCCGGGGGGGGCCAGCGAGGGCCCGGGGCACACAUGGCGGAGCCGCCCCCGCGCACCAACAUGCAGGUGUACGCGUGAGAGAGGGCGGCCUCCCGGGCCGGGACUGAACUGGCGGGCAUGUGGUCAGUGCUGCUGAGGAGCAAAAUGAAGGUCAUCCAGGACGGAAAUGAAGAAACUUGGAAACGGGGCUCCUGGAGCAGGACAGAUGGGAAGCGGCGGGCGUCCGUCGUCACGGCGCACCCCUGGAGGGCUUACCCUGCCCUGCCAACCAUUUGGGAACUGAACCUUGUCCAUGGGAGUCGUGGGCGUGCUUUCCCCGUGGUUUACCAGUGACAGCUGUCCUUUGUCACAAGUUGGAGUCUGGAAAUGGGUGGGAAGCCCCGGCGUUCCUGCCGCGUCUCGUGGGAACUUACAUCUUCCUGUUAGUCCUAAAAUGACUUUCCUCACCUUAUCCUCGGAAAUUCCUUUCCUCGUUUGGUGCUUACGUGUCUGCACCUUCUUAUCAGUAGUUCUCAUUCCACAUGUCUACACCUGUAUAUGUUCUAGUUAUAUGUAUGUAUUUAAGGCUUUUAAUCAUUCCUGUCCAGGAAGGCAAUUGUCACCUUCUCGUUCCAUCCCCAUUUCCAAAUGCCCCAGGAGCCUCGUAGGGCUUGUUUUGGUUAUGUUCUCAUCACGUCCCAAAGUAUGCUUCUUCGAGGAACGGGCACGUGUCCAUUCUACCCAUCGCCUCUUUACCAGAGGGACCGCGGAGGGAUGAUUUUCCCCUGUUGUCCCAUCUUCUUCCCACCACCAGCCCCCUCAGUGGAGAGGACGGCUGUGGCAACCUAGAUACGUUGAAUUGAACAUAAAUAAGAGAAAAAUGACCUUUUAUGCCCAAUAAGUGUUUGACCAUAGUAUGGUUUCCCAAGUUCUUCACUCACUGCCAGUGGGGAAACUCAAAAGAAUCUUCUGUCAUAUUUUCCUUCUCCUUUAUUUCAUCUUCCAAUGAAAACGACUCAUAACUGUCAGGCUCUUCCUGCCAUUCAUCUUUACGUGAAGAAGCCUUGAGUUUAAAUGCCCCGAUGAGUGACCUCAGAGCUCAGUGCUGAACUUCUCUAUCACGUAGCUCUGGUGCCCCCUUCCCAAUCUUCUCUCUGCUUCCAGAUCCUUACACUUGCCUUCCGUCAAAUACUUAGUUGUCCUAAUACAUAUGUGGGUGUGUGGGUGUGUAAAUGUGUAACAUUUACACACCCACACACACACACAUAUACACUUACACACACACCCUUGCACGUUCCUAAUUCCUCUUUAGAAAAAUGGUUUAUUCUCAACCCAAUCCAAGGGUUUGUCCCAGGAAUGUGUUCGAAGCACAGGGGAACCAUAGCAGCUGGCAUUUGGAGAUAUUUGGAGAUAACCCUAAAUUCACUAGUAUCUUUUAGACCAAAUCGAGCAUCCCUUUUUAAAGGCUAGUAUCUAGCCUUUUGGAAGGACCCUUCCUUCAUGGGUGCUUGAGAAUGGCAAGUUGUAUUUGUGAUUUUGCUCCUUUUCACUUCUUUGGGUCUAUCCUGACUUCACUCUUGUGUGGGGACAGGCCAUCCAGCCUCAAGCACUAGCCAGACACGUUGACCAUCCUCGUACUCUUUACCAGUUCAAUAUUAUGAUUGUCAGCCAUAGAAAUAGAGCCAGGAACAUCUGAAGAGUGGUUUUUCCAUCUGGUUAGAAGAUUUGAACCCUGAUCAAAUAUGUAGGGCCAGGCCAUCAUUCUCACAUUUCCAGAGACUUCCAGGACACUUUUUAAAGGUUCAUGGGUGAAUUAUUCAUUUGGUAACAACUUCAGUCCUUAUUCCUGCCAAGGCCUGGAGGCAUUCUGUGGAACUACACAAGAGUCUGAUAUAUCUAAUAUGGUGUUACAUGGAAACUGCCCAUUUGUGGACAGGUAUGGUUAGCCCAGAUGGCCAGAAGGGCGUCACUAAAGUGUACAGAAACAUUUAGAGCCUCUGAAAUCCAUCGGUUCUGUUUCAAAUCCCUGAGAGACUAAACAAAGCGCUUCAAGAAUGAGAACAAAUUCAACUAGUUUUCUCAACUUUCAAAGCCAUCAACAAAAACAUUCUCCAAAUGUAAUUAUCAUUUUGAAAGGUUUGUUUCAGUUAUUCUGCCUGGCCAACAUCAGAGACAACUUGACAUUUGAAUUUUUCUUUACCUACUUUAAGAGGGAGUACAUUGGGGCUUCAUCUGGAAUAAUCCAGAUUCAAAAACAUUCCCAAUUAGGCAGGCCUCACUGAAAACUAAUAAUUUUCCACAUUUAGGCCAUUUAAUAAUCUACUUUUCCCAUCCACUGUGGUCCAACCUUUUCCUACCAAAAGUACCAGCCGUUUUUGAAACUCAUGAGAAUAUAGACAAGCCUAUUUUUUUCUUUCUUCCUUUAGAGCCCCAUGUUUGGGUUCUCAAAAAUUUGGAAAGGACAGUGUAAAGGCUACCUGGCAGUUAGAAGCAACAAGAGUCCCCAACAGUGCAGAGAACACUGCCUCCCAUAAAUGUUAAUACUUUUUAGUUUUUAGGGAUCUUUUUGAUAUUUAAUCAUAAGACGUUUCAAGAUAGGAGAUGGUUGAGAAACUAUUUCUCCAUUCUUCUCUGACUUGGUUUUUAUAAAGCCUGAUCUCUUGCAGAAUUACACGAUUACCUGUGCCAUGUAUAGGAUGUGAUUUUUAAAUUUCACUGGGUCUUUCCUGAAAGUCUUUUCCUCCUGCCCAAAGGGCAGGAAUUUUGCAGCAGCCAAUUCUGACCUAAAUUUUGAGGGGACUUCAAUGGGAAGAAGAGACUGUGAGUAUCAGAUGUUAGUGCAAAUAAUCCAUGAUACCGCUGCUUAGAUACAGCAAUAUGAUCUUUAUUUCUGUUCUUCUGUAGUAAUGAACCAAAGGUAUAAUGUUCUUUUGCCUUAAGGACCGAAGUGCAUUGAAUGUAUGGAGACCAGCAGGGGGGAGGGCACAUUUGCAUACCCUGUUGUCUGUAUCCCCCAUUGAUAGCUUUUUGGUACUAUGUCCCUCUCUUUCCCUUGUUUACUUCUGCUAAAGAUGGUAUUACCUCUCUGUUGUAUGAAGAACCCAGUAACCGUUAAAAUGACCGCAUUUUCCUGAUAAUAAUCAAGAAGAUGCAUGCCUUAUUUUUACUUUUUUAAAGUUUUACUCCAAAAGUAGUUAUGAGAUUUAUAUGGAAGCAUUUUUAUCACAAAAUAAAACGCUUACACAUCACA